Eruca vesicaria subsp. sativa (arugula) is the source of this 1973-nucleotide messenger RNA. The record is from the annotation of a GenBank genome assembly. NCBI's taxonomy places the organism in Eukaryota, Viridiplantae, Streptophyta, Magnoliopsida, Brassicales, Brassicaceae.
AACAUAACAUUUCGCUGCUGCGCUUCUUCGCCCUCAGAUUCUUCUUCACACCUCCAAAGACCCCCAAUCACAGAUCCAAACAAUGCCUUCCCAAAUUAGGUUUCCGAUCAUCGACCUCUCUUCUCCUCUCCCGCCUCCCCGAUAUUAAGAUCACCGCCGCGAAUUUCCGCGAACUUUCCUCGAUAAUUUUUUUUUUCAAGCUAGGUUUUAUCCAGUGACGGCGUAUUAUCUCAUCAGUUGACAUUUCGUUUUAAUCGCCAGAUCGUUCGUAGGGGCUCGUUAAUAGGUUUUCGUGUUAAUGAAUCUCCGCCUUAGGCUUGAGGAGUUGAGUAAUUUCUUUAUCCUCGUUGUGAGAUCGUGAUUUGGGAUUUUAGGGUUUUCGAUUACUGGUGGAUUGGAAUUUGUGAUUGAUUUAUUGAAUUCGGAUUCCACUGAUUGUGUAAAAGACUGAAGAGUUUAGAUACUUACGCCCAUUCGAGAAGUUUGUACACUGUAACUAUAUAAAACGCUUGGGAGAGGGGAUGUUUGGUUCUACAGUGGAUACAAGCCGUGGGAACAGCUCUGCUUCAGGGCAGCAGCUUCUUACUCCGACUCGUUUUGUGUGGCCUUAUGGAGGGAGAAGGGUCUUCCUAAGCGGAUCUUUCACUAGGUGGACAGAAAAUGUGCCAAUGUCACCACUUGAGGGCUGCCCUACUGUUUUUCAAGUCAUUUGCAACUUGACUCCGGGUUAUCAUCAGUAUAAGUUCUAUGUUGAUGGGGAAUGGCGGCACGAUGAGCAUCAACCAUUUGUAAACGCAAAUGGUGGAAUAAUGAAUACAAUAUUUAUAACUGGACCAGAUAUGGUUCCCACUGCUUUUAGCCCAUCCAGCAUGGAUGUGGAUGAUUUCUCCCACAGAGUGGCUGAUCCUUCCCAGGAUUCUAUACCUAGGAUAUCAGCGGUUGAUCUGGAGGUGUCCCGUCACCGCAUAUCUGUUUUAUUGUCAACCCGUACUGCAUACGAGCUGCUCCCAGAGUCGGGCAAGGUUAUUGCAUUGGAUGUGAAUUUACCAGUAAAGCAAGCAUUCCAUAUACUCUAUGAGCAGGGAAUCCCUUUGGCUCCUCUGUGGGACUUUGGUAAAGGCCAAUUUGUUGGAGUUCUUGGUCCAUUGGACUUCAUUCUAAUACUGCGAGAGCUUGGAACACAUGGAUCCAACUUGACAGAAGAAGAGCUUGAGACGCACACAGUAGCAGCCUGGAAAGAGGGGAAAGCCCAUAUUAGCAGACAAUAUGAUGGAAUUGGGAGACCAUAUCCUAGACCACUUGUUCAGGCUGGGCCCUAUGAUAAUCUGAAAGACGUUGCCCUGAAAAUUUUGCAAAACAAGGUGGCAGCCGUUCCUGUUAUAUAUUCUUCUUUGCAGGAUGGGUCAUAUCCGCAGUUACUGCAUCUUGCUUCGCUAUCAGGCAUAUUGAAAUGUAUAUGCAGAUACUUUAGACAUUCGUCUAGCUCUUUGCCAAUCCUUCAGCAGCCCAUUUGUUCAAUUCCCCUGGGUACUUGGGUCCCUAGAAUCGGUGAAUCAAGUAGCAAACCUCUCGCUACAUUGAGACCACAAGCCUCUUUGGGUUCUGCGCUCUCGUUAUUAGUUCAAGCUGGAGUUAGCUCAAUUCCUGUAGUGGAUGACAACGAUUCGCUUAUUGACAUAUACUCUCGAAGUGACAUAACGGCCCUGGCUAAAGAUAAGGCAUACGCACAGAUUCAUCUUGAUGACAUGACGGUUCACCAGGCGCUGCAGUUGGGGCAAGAUGCGAGUCCGCCUUACGGAAUCUUCAACGGGCAGAGAUGUCACAUGUGCUUGCGCUCAGACUCUCUUGGGAAAGUGAUGGAGCGGUUAGCGAAUCCAGGAGUAAGGAGGCUGGUGAUAGUGGAAGCAGGGAGCAAACGUGUAGAAGGUAUCAUAUCUUUGAGUGAUGUUUUCCGGUUCCUGCUCGGUCUUUAA